AUGCCUCUGAAUUUCUUCAAGAAGAGAUCUAAAAAGAUGCCAUUUUUCCGAUCACAGAGUGAUGAAGCAAAGAGAAGAUUACAACAUCAACUCUACUUGGCACAAGAAAAUCCAGAACCAGAGUUCGACAUCUCAGGAUGUCAAAUAGCAGAGAUCCCAUCCAGUGUAUUUUCACUGUGUCGUAUAUUAUAUAAAGAAGUAUUAUUAUUAUAUGAUAAUUGGUUAACAUCUAUAGAUACCACUGGAAAACUCUCUGAUCUACAGUCAUUAAAGGUUUUAGAUCUGCAUAAGAAUGAAAUAAAACAUUUACCACAAGCUAUAAACCAUCUACAUAAUUUAAAGGUAAAUAAUAAUUAA
Messenger RNA from Lottia gigantea (owl limpet), 357 nucleotides. RefSeq lists its product as hypothetical. Gene Ontology annotation, molecular function: protein binding. The record is from RefSeq and is a predicted model, not a curated record. The transcript is spliced from 4 exons. Bases 1 to 357 code for a protein of 118 amino acids. NCBI's taxonomy places the organism in Eukaryota, Metazoa, Mollusca, Gastropoda, Lottiidae.